AUGCACGACCUCGACCCUUUGGAUCCGGCUUAUGUUCGGGAGGUCCUCUCAAAACCGCCCUUCGUGAUUAUUCCUGGAGUGAUCAAUGUUAGAGAUCUUGGAGGCCUCUCGUCAACAACACACCCCGGCCAAAUCACGAAACCUGGAUAUCUAUUUCGCUCUGCAGAACUGUCUGGAAUAACGGACGAGGGCAAAGCCAAAGUUCGAGAACUUGGGGUAACCAAAGUCUUUGACUUCCGAUCCGACACCGAAAUUCGCAAGUACAAUACACCAUUACCAGUGGUCGAGGGUGUGGACGUCAUCCACACGCCAGUAUUUCAAACUGCUGAUUACAGUCCGGAGAUGAUGGCGAAGAGGUACCAGCUUUACGCUAGCGGUAAGACGGAGGCAUUUCUCGAGCUCUACUCCCAGAUUCUGGAUCAUGGAGGACACGCCUUUAGUGCAAUUCUUCGUCACGUUCGGGACAAGCCAAACGAAGGUUGUCUCUUCCAUUGCACGGCGGGAAAGGACAGGACUGGGAUUAUGGCAGCGAUUCUUUUGAAGCUAGCCGGUGUGGAUAGUGAUGCUAUAUCCACUGAUUAUGCGUUGACGCGAGUUGGGAGGGAACCUGCCCGAGAGAAGAUAAUGGCACGACUGUCCAAAGAACCUUUAUUUGCUUCGAAUAAUGAAGCUGCUCUUAACAUGUUCACCUGUCGUCAUGAGACCAUGCAAGCAUUCCUCGUCCACUUUGACGAAAAGUACGGCGGUGUCGAUAACUACGUCAAACACUACGUUGGCCUUUCAGACGAAGAAAUUGCGACAAUCAAGAGGAACAUGCUUGUUCCCGUCAGCAGCUAG
Molecule: messenger RNA, 837 nt
Organism: Cyclocybe aegerita
Lineage: Eukaryota; Fungi; Basidiomycota; Agaricomycetes; Agaricales; Hemipholiotaceae
Source: the annotation of a GenBank genome assembly